Rhinopithecus roxellana (golden snub-nosed monkey) is the source of this 7541-nucleotide messenger RNA. It is a transcript of the gene GXYLT1, whose product is annotated as glucoside xylosyltransferase 1. The transcript has 8 exons. The coding region runs from base 235 to 1557 and encodes 440 amino acids. Gene Ontology annotation, biological process: protein O-linked glycosylation via N-acetylgalactosamine. Gene Ontology annotation, molecular function: UDP-xylosyltransferase activity. The record is from RefSeq and is a predicted model, not a curated record. Lineage: Eukaryota; Metazoa; Chordata; Mammalia; Primates; Cercopithecidae.
CGGCAGAGGCGGUGUCCGAGCUUCCGGGCGGGUUGUCAGCCGGCUCCGGCGCCGCGCUGCGCUCGCCUAGGUGGUGGGCGGGGAGGGAAGGAAGGGAGCGGGUGCAAGGCGGCGGCGGCCGCGGCGGCGGGGGAGGAACUUGUUGCGCCCGCGGCUGCGCGGUGGCGCUCCCUCAGCUCCAGUUCGCCAGGGCGGGCGCGGCGGCGGCGGAGACUGAGAAGCGCGGCCGUGGCGAUGCGGCGCUACCUGCGCGUGGUCGUGCUGUGUUUGGCCUGCGGCUUCUGCUCGCUCCUUUACGCUUUCAGCCAGCUCGCCGUAUCCCUGGAAGAAGGAGCGGGUGGCGGUGGCGGGAAGCCGCAGGCCGCGGUGGCUUCCUGGCUCGCGGGCGGCGGACGCGGCGCCGUGAGAGGCACGGGCGGCGCGGGCCCCGCAGCGCAUCCCGGCGGCUCGGGCAGGUGUAAAGAUUUCUCUCUGUGUUACUGGAAUCCCUAUUGGAUGCUGCCCUCUGAUGUUUGUGGAAUGAACUGCUUUUGGGAAGCGGCUUUUAGGUACAGUCUGAAAAUACAGCCUGUUGAGAAAAUGCAUCUAGCUGUAGUUGCCUGUGGUGAAAGACUGGAAGAAACUAUGACCAUGUUGAAGUCAGCUAUCAUUUUCAGCAUGAAACCUCUUCAAUUCCAUAUUUUUGCUGAAGAUCAGCUACAUCAAAGCUUUAAAGACAGACUUGACAGCUGGUCAUUUCUACAAACAUUUAAUUAUACGUUAUACCCCAUAACCUUUCCAAGUGAGAAUGCAGCAGAGUGGAAAAAACUCUUUAAACCAUGUGCUUCACAGAGAUUGUUCUUGCCGUUAAUCCUGAAAGAAGUUGAUUCACUAUUGUAUGUCGACACUGAUAUCCUUUUUUUACGACCAGUUGAUGAUAUUUGGUCUUUACUAAAGAAAUUUAAUUCCACACAAAUUGCUGCAAUGGCACCAGAACAUGAGGAACCUCGAAUAGGAUGGUAUAAUCGCUUUGCUAGGCAUCCAUACUAUGGAAAAACUGGAGUAAACUCUGGAGUUAUGUUGAUGAAUAUGACUCGAAUGAGAAGGAAGUAUUUCAAGAAUGAUAUGACAACUGUACGACUACAAUGGGGAGAUAUACUUAUGCCAUUGCUUAAAAAAUACAAACUGAACAUCACAUGGGGUGAUCAAGAUCUAUUGAAUAUCAUGUUUUUUCAUAACCCAGAAAGCCUUUUUGUUUUUCCGUGUCAUUGGAAUUAUCGACCAGAUCAUUGUAUAUAUGGAAGCAAUUGCCAAGAAGCAGAAGAAGAAGGAAUCUUUAUUCUUCAUGGGAACAGAGGUGUUUACCAUGACGAUAAGCAACCAGCAUUUAGAGCUGUUUAUGAAGCACUAAGAAAUUGCUCUUUUGAAGAUGACAACAUCCGUUCCUUAUUAAAACCUUUAGAACUGGAACUACAAAAAACAGUGCAUACAUACUGUGGAAAAAUUUACAAAAUAUUUAUCAAACAACUAGCAAAAAGUGUAAGAGAUCGUUAUGCCAGAUCACCAAAGGAAAAAUGAUUCUUGGUGACUGCUAAAUCAAAUGAAUGAAAACAACAAAGAAUCAGAGGAUAAGUGUGAAGGAAUCGUCUUGGAUGAAGUAUUCAGGAAGGAAUUAUUCAUCUCCAGAAUAAUUUUUUUUCCCUAAAGAAGUUAAAUGAGCAGUAUUUUCAGGUAAUGAAGAAUAAGUUAAAAUCUUGGGCCUCAACAAUGAAACAUUUUUUAUCUCUGAUGUUUUGUAAUGUAACUAUCAUUCCAGUAUUGAUGAAAAUAUUAUUGAAUGGUUUUAACCUGCAGACUUCUGUUGACUCAUACUCGCAAGAGUGGUAGGGGUGUGUAGAUGGAGAAAAUGUACCUCAAACAGUGCAAACACUCAGACUGUGAGUAGAGCAAUAAUUUUAUGUCAGCACUAACCUCACUUUAAAUGUGUGAGAAAAAAGUUUGUUUACAGGAGCAGAAACAGUUCUGUUUCUAAAGAAAUGUGAUGUAACUGAUGUAACCAUUGACAAUCUAUGUGUGCCUUUAUACAUUUCAUCUCUGUUUUAAAAUAUUUUUAUGACAAUCAUGUUUAAAAUUAUUUUUAGAUUAUAAGUAAGCUGCAUGUUACACAUUGAACUGUGUAAGGUAGGGGAAAAAUACUGAAAACUUUGGGGUUUUAAUCUGUGUGCGCAUUUGUGUGAGAGAGCGAGCGAGCGAGAAAUGUAGUGUUUCAUUUUGUAUGCAUUAAACUCUCUUGCCAAAACUCAGAUUUAAGAUUGUUAAAUAGAUAUUUGGGGAUUUUUUUUAUCACUUUAAAUGAAAAAUGUCAGCUUUACUGGGCAUUCUGGAAGCAAAAUGUAUUAUGCUGAUGAUAAAGUGAGAACCUUGGGAGUAUACUCAUAUGAUGGUGGAAAAUGUGAUGGACCAAAAUACAUAAGCUAUAUACUUUCUGUGAGUAGUAAUUUUAGUUACAAUGGAGUAGAAAAAUGUGGUCCAUUUAAACUUGUCUUCUACCUCAUAAUGGCCUUGCAAGAUACUUUUGAAGAAGCAAAUAUCUAGAGCCUUACUUUAAGUAAGUUAAACAACUUAAGUGGAUGAUUUGGAUUAAGAUUGUUACAUCCACCUAUAGAAAAUGUGGUUUUAAUUGGGUUGAUUUGCAUAUCUUCCUUUUUUGAGUAUCACUUAAAACAGUUAAUUUUUUAAAAAUCUUGAGAAAAAUAUUGUUUCUUUGGCAUUCUUGACCUGUUAUCUAAUAUAAAUAUAGAUUAUGAAUACUUAGCAUAUACUAUGCUGGGGCACAUAUCUUAUUUUACCAACGAUUAUCUAUAUGGUUAUCUUCUUUUUCUCUCUGAUAUUUUAAUGCUCAAGUAGAAAAUGGAAAAUCAUGAAGGAAAAAUAUCACCAGUGAAAAUCGUGGCAAUUAGUUUUGUGAAGACACAGUGACCUCUGUGGAGACAUGGAAUAUGCAGAAAGAGAUGGUUAGUACAGUUGUUCUGUCGUCUGCAGUUCAGUCAGGGACAAAUUGAGAGAGGAAAGUUUAAGUAAGAUGCAUUAGAAGUUGAUAACCAGCCCAGCAUUCUUAGAACAGAUGGGUUUAGAGAACACAAGUUGUAGUUCCUUGGCAGAAUGCCAUGGUGGAUAUAAGAAACUGUGAAAUUGAGCGUACUGAGUAGAAAAUGAGAAUACUAAAAAUGUGAAGUUUGGAGGGUAUGUAUUAGAUCAUUUCUAAUGGUCCUCAAAUAAUGAUCAUUGCCUGCCUGACUAUAUGAGAUUCUUGUUGGGAGCUUAAGAGUAGAUUCCUGAGCUAGGCCUUUGGAGACUGUGGCAUGCUGUGUCUAGGAUGGAGUCUGUAAAAAAGUUUCUAAUGAAGAGAUUUAAAAAUUAUACAAAACUAGAAUAGUGCAUUGAUACUCAACAUCCAGAUCUGACACUUAUCACUAUCUUACCAUGUUUGCGUCAUCAUUUUUUUCUUUGCUUAAGUAUCUUAAAAUCCCAGACAUUGUGGUAUUUCAUUGCUGUGAACACUUUAAGUAGAUACCAUGAUAUCACACCUAACAAAAGCAGCAGCAGUCCUUCGGCUUCAUCUCAUAGCCAGAUUUCCCUGAUUAUCUCAAAUAUGCCAUCUUCUAGUUGGUUUGUUAGAAUCAGGGUACAGAAUAUAAGUCACAUGAUGAUUUUGUUUUUAACAGUCACCUCAGACGACUUUGAUGUUAGCUACUUUGGGAACCACUGGAAAUUAUUUUGCCAACUUGAAGUUAGGAUACCACAAUUCUUGGCACAGUUGGUAGAUUAUAAAUGUGAUUUUGAAAUAUUAGAGGAAGCAUUUGGGGUUAAUGACAAGAUAUGAAUUUGUAUUAGUAAGUUUGAUAAGAUUUAAUUUCCUCAGUGAACGGAGAAUCUCAGCCCCAUGGGCUCUAAUUGAUUGGGAGUUGUAUAGAGCGUGGUCACAGUUUAAUCCAACUGGACUGUAUGCUGUGGUCUCACUCAUGGUGUGGAUUAUUUACACUGUCACACACUCUACAUGGUGGAUCAGUUGGAAGGUUCUUCAUCUGGUUUAUUUAGACCUGACCUAAUUGAUCGUUUUACGAUAAAUGGAAUUAAUAGUGAAAGCUCUCUUUUAGGUACUGUUUCUACCUAAAAUUAAAGGUAUCACAAAAUGUGUAUAAUAAUUUUUAAAUGAAUUUUCUGAAUUUAUUUUUAGACAAGGUAAUUCUUCUUUUGAAUUCUAAAGAAAUGCAGUUCUUGGAGUUGAUGAGAGGUUGAAUUAUAGAUGGACAACUUAGAGAAUGUAUUCCAUUUUCAUAUAAAUGGUCUUUCAUAAAACAUAGUAUAUGUAUGCAGUUCAUAUAAAUUACGUGAUUUAUUAUUUGAGUCUAUGUAUUCUGACCUCAGAACUCUCUCUGGGCUACAGUAUUACCAAAGUGGGAUGCCUUUAAAAUGCAGUCAAACUUCAUUUGUAUGAAGUAGAAAAGAACUUGGGAAACCUUUAAAAAUAUAUAUUGUGAUUUACGCUCUAAGAAAGUGCAUACUUUUUUCUACUGAAGAGUAGUUCAUAAUAUGUAAGGGUUUUAAGGCCCUGAAAUAAUAAUAGUGCUUACUCAUUGCUCUCUCAUCUUGCCUCCAGUCAGAUGUUAUUGGUAUAGUGAAAAGAAGACCAGAUUGUGAGCUAGAUCUGGAUUCUCUUCUUAGUUACUCAGGCAUGUUAUUUAACCUUCUCUGUGCCUUAGGUUUUAAAGUACAAUCAGUGUACCCUUCAAACCUCACAAGAUGAGACUCAGAAGAGAUAAUGGAUUUGGAAGCAUUUUGUGUGGCUUAUGUUAUGCCACACCAGUGUUACUUUUGAAGUUCUGUUUUGUUCUGUUGCCUUCUGUACAGAGCGUUCAGUUUACUCAGGCUGAAUGUUUUCUGACAUAUAUCUCCAGUAUGAAUUUGUUUAUUUUAUGUAAGGAAGAGUUUUUCAGGAAGAGAAAGUAGAGAAGAAAAGAAUGAUGUAACUAAAUCAAAAAAGAAGGAAAAGAGAGGAAGUGAGAAAAGGGGUGAGGAAAGAGAAAGGAGUAAGAGUGGGAAUGGCAAAGGGCAGAGGAAGAGAAAAGAUGGAAUGCAUGUAUGGAAAAUUGAGAAGUAGAGAUGGAGCGAAAUGGUGUGGAAACAUUUACUUAUUGAGUUGUAGCCCUCAUGCUACAUCUGUUUGCUUGCCUAGGCUCUCUGGGGUCAGGAAAGGUGCUGACUUCCAUGGAAUGGGGCAGCAGGGCCUGCUGUGUUUGGUUUGUUAAUACUAGAGUUGUCUCCCAAUCACCCGACUUACUGAUCAUUUAGUCCCAAUUCAACAUUUUGUGUGUGUGUGGUUUUUUUUUAUUUUUAAAUUUUUAUUAUUUUUUAUUUUUUACUGGAUCCCAGUUUGUGAGCUAGGACCUGUGGAAAUACAAGUAUCUUCCUUUUUAGCUUUAUCGUUUUAGCUAUCCCAAGUGUUAGACUGCAAGACUAACUACAUAUUCUCCAGUGGAGGUUGGAAGUGGAGGGGACUGCUUCAUUAGGUCUGAAGGUGGCCCAGGAAUGUGUUGUAGCAGUUUUCCCAGAUGUUACUGAUGAGAGGCCAGGUUUGGGAAUCACUGCCCAACCUUGGAUGGCAAAUUAAACAAUAAAUUACACCUAUUUAUUCCUCAGUCAGGAUACUUUCAGUUGAACCAUUCUGAGUAGAUAUAAGAGGACAAAAGACAGCAGAAAUACCUUAAAAGAUAUUAUUUGUUGUCUUAUUUUUCACAUAUUUGUAUUAAUAAAUACCUUAGUAGUAAUCAGAACCUCUUUGAGAUGUUUUUAGGAAGGCACUGAUUUGUUUUUUAAAAUAAUUUUUUUGGUUCCUUAGAGUAGAGAAGAAAAGUAGGGGUGCAGUAUGUCAGGUGUGGGGCCAGUUAUCCAUUUAUUAAAUGCAAUUUCAAAUGUCUUAAAACAAUAAUUGCCUUAUUGCAUUUUAAUAUUUAAUAAAGUAGAUUAAAUAAAUAUUUGUAUUAUAAUAGUUAUUCUUUUUAUACAAUGCCAAAGCAACCUUUUUUUGCCUAUUAAAGUCUGGCUAAACUGUUCUGAUGUUGUUGUUUCUUAAUUCAUUAAACAUGAAACUAGGUUUUACAAAAUUAUAUAAACUUAAGACAAAUCUAAAAAUGGUACAAGAAAAUUCUUUUUUUAAAAAACAAAUUAAUAUGUUAUUCAAAUAUUUAGCAAUUAAAGACUAAAGAGAAAAACAGAAUAGCAUAUUGGAUGUAACAGUUUAAAAUGGAUUGCAUAUCAAUGUCAGACUUUUAAAUAGAAAAUAUUUAUUAUCACCUCAUUUCUACCAGUAAUUUCAAAUGUUUAAUGGGACUUUGAAAAGAUAAGAAAAAAUAGAAACGAAAAUUUCUCUCACCAUUAAUACUGUGAAUACUAUUUGGAAGGUCCCUGGUCCGACAUUUAAAUAUCAAACUUAAGAACUGAUUUGGAGCCUUUGAUUAUAUUUAGUUUAUAUACGGGAUCUGAAUAUUUACACACAUAGCACACUAUAGCAACCUCUUGUAAAAAAUCGUGAAGAUAAUGCAGCAGUAUAUUCUAUUAAAAAGUAAAUUGGCUGGGUGUGGUGGCUCAUGCGUGUAAUCCCAGCACUUUGGUAGGCCGAGGAAGGAGGAUUGCUUGAGCCCAGGAGUUUGAGACCAGCCUAGGUGACAAAGUGAGACCCCAUCUCUACAAAAAAAUUAAAAAAUUAAAUUAUCCAGGUGUGGUGGCGUGUGCCUGUGGUCCUAGCUACACAUUAAGUUGAGGCAGGAGGAUUGCUUGAGUGCUGCAAGAGUUUGAGGCUGCAUGAGCCAAGAUUGCACUGUUGCAUUCCAGCCUGGGUGACAGAGUGAGACCCUGUCUCAAAAAAUAAAGGAAAUUGGCUUUGAAAAAUAGCCAUUUUCAACCUUUUUAUAAAACCUCUUCAGGGAAUAUUGGAGUAUUAUUUUGUCAGGCAAAAAUAAUCCAGGGCUUGAACAUUGCUGUAGAAUAUGUUAUCUGUUCAAAACUUAGCAGAGCACGCAUGCAUCACAUGCAUUGUCAUCAGUAUUUGAGAGCUCUACCAAUGGUUUUUGAUGGAUGCUGUAACAGAAGGUCUAUGAAGAGGAUGGUGGUUUGCACCUACUCCUCAAGUCAGAAACUGGAAAAGGUUGCAGGUAUUUCAAUUUUCCCAAUCAUUUUGCAUAAAUGUAUUAAUAUUUUGAGUAGUAAUAGUUCUAAAGCUGCAGGAAGGCAUCAUUGUAUACUGUGAUUUGUAGAGAGUACUACUCUUACACUGCUCUUUAUCUUAAAAUGUUUUGGUAUACUGUGAACAUUUUCCUCUAAGUAUUUGUUGUAUUUUGACAGUUAUUCAAAGAGAAUAUAAAAUGAUAGAUUCUGGUCUAAACUAAGAAUAAUGGAAAGUUGCUUCAUCCUGCCUUAGAGGAGUUUUCAGUUCAUCCUCUUCUUGAGAAACUAUGUGUUGCUGUUACUAAAUAAACAUUUACUCACUAAACAUUUUAUUUCCU